Messenger RNA from Phyllostomus discolor (pale spear-nosed bat), 2187 nucleotides. Its product is annotated as macrophage-expressed gene 1 protein-like. NCBI's taxonomy places the organism in Eukaryota, Metazoa, Chordata, Mammalia, Chiroptera, Phyllostomidae. The transcript has a single exon. The record is from RefSeq and is a predicted model, not a curated record. The coding region runs from base 1 to 2187 and encodes 728 amino acids.
AUGGCCCUGUACUUUGUACCACUGCUGGUCCUGCUCUCCCUCGGGUGCGGCAGCAUGGGGAAUCAAGGGGCGCUGAGCGUCCGAGGCUGCAAGCAGGCACUGAAUGUGCUGGGGGCUCUGCCGGGAGGCGGCUGGGACAACCUGCGCAACGUUGAGCUGGGGCUGGUGUUUUGGCACAACUACUCGCAGUGCCGCACCACCGAGGACGGCGAGUACCUGAUCCCAGACCAUGUGCACGUGGUGCCGCGGCGGGAGAGUGUGGUGGAGACCCGUGCCGAGCUCCUGGACGAGUGGCUCAGCUACACCGACGCCUGGGCAGCCUCCAUCAACGCUGAGCUCUCUUUCCUCCCCAGCCUCAACGGGAAGUUCUCCACCGACUUCCAGAGCAUCAAGAAGUACAACCUGGAGUAUGAGACGGUCACGGUCAGAGUGCAGGUCCGCCACAACAUCUACUCUGUGAAGACCCCGGAGUCCCCCGACUUCCACCCUGCCUUUCUGCAGCACCUGCUGACCCUCAGCGACUACCUGGAGAACAACCAGACCCGCGAGGCCGAAUACCUGGCUGAGGUGCUUGUGCUCAGGUAUGGCACGCACGUCCUUACCCAUGUGGAGGCCGGGGCUACGUUGGUGCAGGAGGACCAAGUGAAGCGUGAACUGGUGGGCAGCAAGGCCGGAGAGAGGAGCAACAUCACGUUGGCUGCCUCGGCCGUGUUUUUCCACACGGUCAAUGUUGGGGCCACGGCCUCCUGGCAGGCGCAGAGCCAGCUCUUCCAGGACUACAUGAGGAACACGGUGACCUCCAGGACACGGAGCCACGGCGGGGUACCCUUCUACCCUGGCAUCACCCUGAAGACGUGGCAGGAGGGCAUAGGUAACAGGCUGGUGGCGAUCGGCAGGUCCGGCCUGCCCUUGCCUGAGCUAUUGGAGCCGGAGGCGCUGCCGCAGCUCCCCGCGCCCGCGGUGCGCCGCCUAGCGACCAUCGUGCGCCGUGCCAUCCACCGCUACUACGCGGUCAACGCGCACCCGGGCUGCCUGAAGCGUGGGGCGCCCGCCUUCAAUCCCCAGGCCAACGUGGACGAUGGCUCGUGCGAUGGACACCACCAAGCCAACUUCAGUUUCGGGGGCGUCUUCCAGGAGUGCGAGGCUGUGUCAGGGAAGGAAGCGGAGAGUCUCUGCCAGGCCUAUCGUACCCCGAACCCCCUCACUGGCAACACCUCUUGCCCGUCCAACUACAAGGCCAGCGCCCUGCACAGCGAGCUGAAGACAUCGAGCAAGACCCACUCUGAGUGCAAACAGCAGUGCCAGAGGUGCUGGCUCUUCUUCCACUGCUGCCAGCCCGUGUGCAAGGUCCGCGAGCAGCGCACCGUGGUGCGCCUGGCUGCGUCCUGGUGCGUGCCCUCCCAGGCCUCCCUGCCCGCCUCUGUCAGCUUCCUCUUUGGAGGCCUCUAUGGCCCUGACCACCCAAACCCACUGACUGGGGGCCAGACCUGUCCCUCCUACUUCUACCCACUGACGCUUUUUGGUGACCUCAGGGUGUGCGUGAGCAGCGACUUCGAGCUGUGCACGGCGCAGGCAGCUCCCUUUGGGGGUUUCUUCAGCUGCCAAGUAGGCAAUCCCUUGGCUGGCCUCUUGAAGGGCCAGAGCCCUGGGCUCCUGCAGGAGAUGUUCUACCGGGACAGUCCCACAGACCAUCCCAUGAAGUGCCCAGCAGGGUACAGCCAACACCAGGCUUACCUCAUUGAUGGGUGCCAAAUCCUCUACUGCCUUAGAGCUGGGGCCCUCCUGGACCGGCAGCAGGCAGCUGUCCGCAUGCCCCCAUUUCUUCCCCGCCCCCCCUUGCUCAACAACAACCGCAGCUCACGGAGGCUGUCUGUCCUGGUGGACUCCAAUGGUCAGUAUGUCUGGGUGAGGCUCCAGGGCUCCGGCCACUGGCAGCAGGCCAGCAUGAAUGAUGGGUCCCUGCCAGCCAAUUUCUUGAGCCGGCCUGGCUCCAGGCCCUUUGUCGGAGCCAUUGUGGGCAUCUGUGUGGGGACCAUGGUGGCGGUGGUGGCUGUUGCUCUAGGGCUGACCUAUGGCUUCAGGUACUACAAGAAAGAGCGUUACCGGAAAAUGCAGAGGGGUAUGCUGAUUCAGGAACAGAGCACUUAUGGGGCCACUGAAGCUAUCGCAGAGCCCACCUCUGUCUGA